AUGCCUUCCAACACCAUCAAGUUCAUCCUUGCUGCCCUCCCGGCUCUGGCCGCAGCCGCCUGCUCCGGCCCCAAUGUGAACGAGGCCACCAUCAAGCUCAUGAAGGGCUACGAGAGCUGGGAGGCUGACGUCUACGACGAUGGCUAUGGAAACCCCACUGUCGGAUACGGCCACUUGUGCGACGACUGGUCCUGCUCCGAUGUCUCCUACGACAUUCCCCUUUCCGAAUCCGACGGGGAGAAGCUUUUCGCCGAGGACAUUGUCGCCUACCAAAAUGGCGUGGUCGCCGCUCUCUCUGACGAUGUCACCCUCAACGACAACCAGUACGGCGCCCUCGUUUCGUGGUGUUUCAACGUCGGCACCGGCGCCGUUGCCGAGUCCACCCUUGCCAAGCGCCUGAACAACGGCGAGGACCCUGAUACCGUCGCCGAGGAGGAGCUCCCCAAGUGGGUGUAUGCCAACGGUGCGCCUUCUGAGGGUCUUAAGAACCGCCGCGCUGCUGAGCUCAAGCUCUUCACAACCUCUAGCGAUACUGAGGCUUUGCCUGUUGACUGCUAG
Aspergillus terreus NIH2624 is the source of this 558-nucleotide messenger RNA. RefSeq names its product lysozyme. NCBI's taxonomy places the organism in Eukaryota, Fungi, Ascomycota, Eurotiomycetes, Eurotiales, Aspergillaceae. The transcript has 2 exons. The record is from RefSeq and is a predicted model, not a curated record. Gene Ontology annotation, biological process: cell wall macromolecule catabolic process; peptidoglycan catabolic process. The coding region runs from base 1 to 558 and encodes 185 amino acids. Gene Ontology annotation, molecular function: lysozyme activity.